UCCCAUGGGUCAUGGUGCCUGAUGUGUAGUACAGAUUCCCUCCCUCAGGGAGGGGUUCUGUAUUUGUGCAACCCCUCCUCCAUAGGUCGUUGCAUGGGGGGAGGUGAGGUUUUCGGCAAAAAUACAACUACAUCUGUCUCUCCUCCCUGUCUGUUUAAUUCUUCGUUGUGGAGUAGCUGUCCUGCUCAGAGAUAAUUGUUUUAUAUGUAGCUGUAGAUAUAUUGUGUCUGUUGAGGGAAAGGAUUUCAGAAGUUUUUAUGUGACUAUCUUGAAUGAUCUCCCUGUUUGCCUGUGUUCUUUUUUUUUUUUUUUAGAUUUUAUUUAUUUAGUCGUGAGAGAGGCAGACACACAGGCAGAGGGAGAAGCAGGCUCCAAGCAGGGAGCCCAACAAGGGACUUGAUCCCAGGACCUCGACCCAGGCCACCUGCGUCUUCUUGAAUGGCAUUUUUAGUAAGCAAAGAAUGCUAGUAGUGCUAAGUUGCCAGUGGAAACUGCCCAUGGGCCACAUGAGAGACCACGGAUCCUGUAAUGCUGGGAGGCAUAAAGCUGGCACAGAAGUGCUGCAGAGAGGCUGUCACCAGUUAGAGGGAAGGAGCCAGAGAAGCAAGAGGUGUGGCAACAGCCAAGGGUCUUCAAAGGUAGAUGGACUGUGCACUCCCUUCCUGAAUGGGAGACCAGCAGAGAGACCUUGGGGGCACGCCCUGCCCAGCCCUGCCCAGCCUCGCCCAGGCUCCAGCCGGAGGCUCCGCCCCAGGCCAUGGCCUUCCACUUACUCACGUGACCAUGCCACAGGCAUGCAGAGAGGCAGGCUGAGCUCUGCCAGGCCAGCAGGGUCCGUGCCAGGCCUGGUGGACUUCGAGGACAAGGAGCAGGUGAAGGCCUUUCUGGAGAACGUGGUGGAGUGCAAGUACCAGUGCUACUGUGAGAAGGACCCGAAUGGACAGAAAGUUAUCUAAGCUCAAUAGUUCUGAGAAAUGUCUUCAUCUAGGAGCAUUCCCUCUGUUUCUUAGAAGUUUGAAUUUGGGAGAAAGGUUGACAAUCUGGGGGAAAAAAAAGACGAAGCGAAAGGAACAGCAUGCUCAGGAGGGCACACACCACGCCAGUUCCCUUGCUUCUAAUGGUUAUCACGUACCAACCCAAGUGGCUGCCGCCUUAUUAAUCAUCAUAUUCAUGAAAAGCUCUACUACUAUGAGAAGUAGAACCCUGUGCCCAUCCUCCACAGCACAGCAGUCUUGGCUGAUGAUGUAAGUGUGCCUUUCGGAGCUCCCUGCCACCCGGCUCCCUUGGGCCCGGUCCUGAGCAGAGCUCUUCCUGGCGCAGACACAAGUGUGAGAUCCUGGGAGUGAAAACCAGAAGCCGCUGCAAAUGUUUCCAAAAGUCCUGUCACCGAGGACCUUAUGCGGAUACUGUGCUGAUUUGCAUUCACUCUCCUGCUCAAAAAAUUGUGCGUGGGGAUGUCCUCUGUUCUACCUGGGUGGCUACAGUAGCAGAAGUCUGAGGCUAGAACUCUCUGGGCAGAGAGAAACUGUCAGCUACUAGUGUUCUGAGAAAGGCACAGGCAGGAGGAAUGCUUUGGAGAAAUAAAGACAAAUCAGCUAGGUCUGUUGCUGACAGUGCUAAAAACUGACAGAUACGCUAGUGUCGGAACGAGGCCUGAUGAAAUACAUAAAAAGACAGGAUUGUUUUCAAAAUGAAGUAUAAAGCAUCAUAAUGAUUUAUGGAUAUUAGACCUUUCCACAUUACCUUCAUAACCAAAGAAUAAGUGACAGAAGCAGUUAGCAUUGAUGGAGUAAUUUCCUGUAGCUAUCAUUUUAUUUUCAAUCUUGGAAUGAAUUACCUUGCUGUUCCUUGCCGUUCACUUUCAAACUCAGAUGAAUUGAAAGCACACCUGGAUAAACUGUAAAGGACACUGAGGCAGAGGAGAAAUAGGUCUCCUGUGAAGGUCUGUAUGAGCUGUUGGCUGUUCUGCCAGUCCAGCUGGGGCCACGUGUGGACAGCCAGGAAGACCUGACCUUCCUCUGGGAUAUGUUUGGUGAGAAAAGCCUGCAUUCACUGGUAAAGGACGGCUCUCCACUUGGCGUGUGCCAUUGGGAGUGUAGAUAUGGUGAAGAUCCUGGUACUUUCUCAAUGCCAGCUAAACCUCCGUGAUGGAGAAAACAGGACAGCUCUCGUGAAGGCUGUACAAUGCCAAGAAGAGGCAUGUGUAGAUAUUCUUCUCAGAAAAGGUGCUGAUGUAAAUACUAAGGAUUUCAAGGACAACACCGCUCUCCAUUAUGCGGCCUAUGAGGGAAAUAUCUCAAUAGCACGCAAGCUGCUUUUGAAUAAAGGAGAUAUAGAGGCCAAAAACAAGGAUGGCCUCACACCGCUUCUAGUUGCUGUAAAUGAAAAAAAAGAGAAAAUGGUGGCAUUUUUAGUAGAAAAAGCAAAUAUAAAUGCAGUUGACUACACUAACAGGAGUUGUCUCCACUUGGCCUGUGCCAAUGGCCAUGAAGAUAUGGUGAAGCUCCUGGUAGAUCGGAAAUGCCAGCUAAACCUCCGUGAUGUUGAAAACACGACCGCUCUACUGAAGGCUGUACAAUCCCAAGAUGAGGCAUGUGUAGAUAUUCUGCUGAAACAUGGUGCUAAUCCUGAUCUAAAAGACAUCAAGGGCAACACUGCUCUCCAUUAUGCAGCAUUAGGGGACAAUGUCACAAUAGCACAGAAACUACUUUUAAAGAAAGUAAAUAUGGAGAUCAGAAACAAGGAUGGCCUCACACCGCUUUUACUUGCUAUAAAUGAAAAAAAAGAGAAAAUGGUGGCAUUUUUAGUAGAAAAAGCAAAUAUAAAUGCAGUUGACUACGCUAAAAGCUCAGAGCUUGAUGCCAGAGUCCGGGAAUUGAGCCCCACAUAGGGCUCCCAGCAGGGAGCCUGCUUCUCCCUCUGCCUAUGUCUCUGCCUUUCUUUCUGUGUCUCUCCUGAAUAAGGAAAUAUAACUGAGAAAAAAAAAUUUAGAGAGUCCAAGCAGAAACCUCUGAAACUGUCUCCAAGCCUUCAUUUGGUAGGGUAUACCAAAAACAACCCUGCAUCCUAGCAGAGGUGCAGUGGGAUAGUGCUAAAGGAUGAAAGGCUGGUGAGCUCUAUCACAUUUCUGCUUAAUUCACUAGUCUGGCCCAUUCAGAGACAGGAUAGAUUGUGGCAAAUAUCUGUAGUUACUGUCAACUUAAACAAAGAGUAAUUCCAGUCAUAGUUAUUGUGCGCCUCUUAUUGCUUCCAGAACAGAUUGAUAAGACGUCAGGUACAUGGUAUGUGUCACCACUGAUUUGGCAAAUGCAUUCUUUUCUAGUCCGCUAGUGAAUCAGAAAUAGUUCAUAUUCAUAGAGUAUAGGCAAAGUGUUCAUUCAUUUAAUUUGCCUCAGCGUUUUAUUAACUCAUGGAGCUAGACCAUUUGAACAUCCCCAGAAUAUCUCAUUGGCCUAUCAUAUUGACACUAUGCUAAUUUGACAUGAGGAUCAGUAAGAGGCUAUAACGCUUUGGGCCCUUGGUAAGACGGCAUGAAUUGACAUAUCCGUGAAGUUUUGAGGCAUCCAGUGGGCAUGCCAGGAUAUUCUCGCAGGAGUGAAAGAAAAAUUGCCACAUUUUGAAUACCUUUUCACAAAGACAGAAACUGGGAGACCUCUUUGGGUUCUGGAGGUAGCAUAUUUUACGCCACUAAUUCUCAAUGCGUUGGGGGUGGGGUGGUGGGAGAAGAAUUCUGCUCCUCAGGGAGCAUUUGGCAGUGUCUGGAGACCUGUUUUUUGACAUGUCAAAAGCUGUACAUACUUAAUGUAUCGAAUUCAGUGAGUUUGUGGAUAAGUAUAGACCUCUGUGAAAUCAUCAAUGCCUUAAAGCCAUAGUCCUACCCAUCACCUCCCAAAGUCUCUUCCUGGUCUCAUUAAUUAAUUAAUUAAUUAAUUGGUAAGAACACUUAACAUAAGCUCUACCCUCUUAGCAAAGUUUAAGUAUACAAUGCAGUAUUAUUAGCUAUAGACACUGCUAACAAUAGAUUCGUCUGGAGACAUUUCCGAUCCUCACAACUGAGGAUGUUGCUGGCAUCUAGUGGGUCGAUGUCAGGAGUGCUGAUAAACAUACCCAAGAGAGGCCUCCACAACAAUCCACCAUGUCCAUGGUACAAGGUUGGGAAACCUUGUCCUACAUUGAGUACUCAUUUCAUCCAUACACCUUGGUGAAACUAAGGAAUGCAAGACUUCAGUGGUCUCAGAGCAGAUGAAUUGUGCAGCAGGUGCAGGCUGUGCUUAGGAGUCCUCACUGCUUUGGUCGCAGGAUCCAGUAGACCCUAUGCUAUUCAUGGUGUCAGUGGUGGGGAAAAGUUGUACCGUGGAUCUCAGGGCAAGCCCCUGUUGGAGAAUCAGAGCACAGGCCCUCGGGGUUUUCUGAUCUUGAGUCCCCAUCAGAAGCUUGCCUGUAGAGGGGUCCUACGGGAGACAGAAAUGACUUGGUUUUAGUAUUCCUUCUGUGCUAAGUCAUUGGCUGGACACAGCCUAGCAGAGACACAAGGCCUUGGUGUGAGUGCUACGGUGGAUAUGAAAAUGUAGCAGCUGUCUACAUUUUGAGCUGCAGUUCAACUGUGCUCUCUAUGGUAGAUCCUCUAGAAGACAAAUCCAAAGAGUGCAACUCCCUGGCCUCUAUAUUAGUCUGGGUCCAAUCGGAAGACAGAUAUGACAUAGUAUUUUAAACAGUGGAAGUAAAUAUAAAGAAUUACUAAAUGAUGAUGAGAUAGUAAU
This is a messenger RNA of Canis lupus familiaris (dog), 4760 nucleotides long. RefSeq names its product ankyrin repeat domain-containing protein 7-like. The transcript has 12 exons. The record is from RefSeq and is a predicted model, not a curated record. Lineage: Eukaryota; Metazoa; Chordata; Mammalia; Carnivora; Canidae. Bases 2102 to 2890 code for a protein of 262 amino acids. Gene Ontology annotation, molecular function: protein binding.